AUGUCUACACGAACUGUUAUUCUUUCAGUAUUAGCAACAGCUGCUAUUACUGCUGGAUUAGUUGAAACCUAUCAUGCAUUUCAAAAUAAACCACAACCAAAGAAACUAGAAAAAUCAGAGACCAAAAAACCACAUUCUGAGGAAUUGAUUCGUGAACAACUUGCUAGAAACUAUGCUUUUCUUACCGAAGAAGGGAUGGAAAAAGUCAGAAAUCAAAGAAUAGUAGUUGUUGGUGCAGGUGGAGUAGGUUCAUGGGUUGCUACCAUGUUGGCCAGAUCAGGAGUUGAACAUUUGCGUAUUAUUGAUUUUGAUCAAGUUUCAUUAAGUUCGUUAAAUCGUCAUGCUGUGGCUACUUUAAAAGACGUGGGAAUUCCAAAAGUUGAUUGUAUUAAAACCCAUUUAUUGGAAAUUGCUCCUUGGAUAGAAAUCGAUGCUCGUAACCAAUUAUGGGAUAUCAACCUGGCGGAACAAUUAAUCUAUGGUGAUGAUUUCCGUCCUACAUUUGUGGUUGAUUGUAUUGAUAAUUUGGAUACCAAAUGUGAUUUGUUAGCUUAUUGUUAUGAAAAGGGAAUUCCUGUGGUCUCUUCAGGCGGUGCAGCAACCAAACUGGACCCUACUAGAAUCAACAUGGCUGAUAUCUCCAAAACUGAAGAAGAUCCAUUGAUGAAAAAGAUUAGAAUUGUGUUAAAGAAAAGGGGCAUUCUCAAGGGAAUUCCAGUUAUAUUCUCUGCUGAAAAGCCUGAUCCAAGAAAAGCAAAGUUGUUACCAUUACCAGAAAAUGAAUUUUCCAAAGGAAAUGUUGACCAGUUAUCAGCAUUGAAAGAUUUCAGAGUAAGAAUCUUACCCGUAUUAGGAACCAUGCCUGGUAUGUUUGGUUUAGCCAUUGCCACAUAUAUAUUGACCACAGUUUCUGGAUACCCUAUGGAACCAAUUGAAGGAAAGAACAGAUACAAGACUUAUGAUGAUUUGUUACAAAGUAUUGCCGGACAACAAACAAGAAUUGGCAUGACUGACCAACGUGUACAAAUAUCAACUCAAGAUGCUAGUUAUAUUUUGGAAGAGGUUUUCCAUGGUAAAUCACCAAUUUCUCAAUAUUCCACACGUUUGACAUUAUCUCGUUGGGACCCAAGUAAGGAAAUUUCAUGUCAAAAUGUUGUUAUCAUGACUAAAGAUGAACAAAGAAACCAUGAAAAGAGAGUCAUACUUGGCGGUGAAAAACUUGAAGACGUUUACUCCCAAGAAGUUCUUGAUUUGGUGAAAUCAAGAUUUGAAGAAGAAAAAUUCUAUUCUCAGUUUAGAUAG
This is a messenger RNA of Candida tropicalis MYA-3404, 1302 nucleotides long. RefSeq names its product tRNA threonylcarbamoyladenosine dehydratase. The record is from RefSeq and is a predicted model, not a curated record. Gene Ontology annotation, biological process: cyclic threonylcarbamoyladenosine biosynthetic process. The coding region runs from base 1 to 1302 and encodes 433 amino acids. Gene Ontology annotation, molecular function: ubiquitin-like modifier activating enzyme activity; tRNA threonylcarbamoyladenosine dehydratase activity. Gene Ontology annotation, cellular component: mitochondrial outer membrane. The transcript has a single exon. Lineage: Eukaryota; Fungi; Ascomycota; Pichiomycetes; Serinales; Debaryomycetaceae.